AUGACCUUUGAUGUAGAGAUGGUUGAAGGACAACAAAUGUGUGAAGCAAAGAGCAUGAACUGGAAGGGUAUGUGUAUGAAGUGGAGGAAAUGUCGCCAAGUAUGCAUUAGCCAAGGUUUCACUGACGGUCGUUGCAAAGGAUUCACCCGCAACUGCAUUUGUAUCAAACUUUGUUUUGUCCCUUCUAAUUAA
Arabidopsis lyrata subsp. lyrata is the source of this 192-nucleotide messenger RNA. RefSeq names its product defensin-like protein 7. NCBI's taxonomy places the organism in Eukaryota, Viridiplantae, Streptophyta, Magnoliopsida, Brassicales, Brassicaceae. Bases 1 to 192 code for a protein of 63 amino acids. The transcript has 2 exons. The record is from RefSeq and is a predicted model, not a curated record. Gene Ontology annotation, biological process: defense response.